AUGAAAGAAUUACUUGAUUUACCCGACGAAAUAAUCUUGGCGAUCAUCAAUAGAAUUAAACCACAAUUUUUAUUGUUUUAUUCUCUUAUUGGCACAGGAAAUAAUCGUCUGGAACGAAUCGUCUUAGAAAAAUCCCAUUCACUCGACUUAACGUUUGAUUACUAUAAAUCACCAUAUGUAGCAUUUAUGAAACGAUUUUAUGCACAUGUGAUGCCACACAUUUCCAAUAAUAUACAAUUUCUUGCAUUCAAUCUUCAACAUUUGACAGAUAUCAGCACAUUUGCUCAAGAAAAUUGUGGUGGAACUCUAGCAAAUUUAACACAUUUGAAAAUAAUGAUGGGCAAAAAAUGCAUUACUACAGGCACAACUUUUACAUUAGGUGAACUAUAA
This is a messenger RNA of Adineta steineri, 390 nucleotides long. The record is from the annotation of a GenBank genome assembly. Lineage: Eukaryota; Metazoa; Rotifera; Eurotatoria; Adinetida; Adinetidae.